UUUCAGCAUCGUGCAACCUACCGAACAGCAGCUAGCAAUUGACAGCAAGAAUCACCCAUGAUCAAUCCUAGACCCAGUAAAGUUUGAGUGUUUUGAAUCCUGUACCGUGUUUUUACUGACACGCUGGGGGGCUCUGUGUUCUGCUUCCAUCAUGUCGUCCGGAAAGAUGGGGCUGUAUCGCACACAGCCGCGAGACUUCAGCAACCUUUUUCAAACAUGCAGCUCUAAUAUUCAGAAAAUAACACACAACACUGGCCAAAUCAAAUCCAUGCUGUUCCAGCUUGGUAGCAGACCAGACACUCCUGAACUUCAGGACAGACUUCAGCAGAUGCAGCAUUACACAAAUCAGCUCGCCAAAGAGACCAAUAAGCACCUGAAAGAACUGGGCUCUUUACCUCUACCUCAGUCUCCUUCAGAACAGCGCCAGCAGAGGAUCCAGAAGGACCGGCUGAUGAACGAAUUCUCUGCAGCUCUCAACAACUUUCAGGUGGUGCAGCGUCGAGCAGCCGAGAGGGAAAGAGAGUCAAUGGCCAGGGCUCGAGCUGGCUCACAUUUCCUGGUUGAAGAAAGCAACCAAGAAGAGCAACUUGUAACUUUUGAAAAGAAUGAAGACUCAGGGCUGUUCCAGAGUCAGGUUGAAGAGGAACCCAUCACAUAUGAGGACUUGGAACUGAUCAAAGAGAGAGAAACCAACAUCCGGCAACUAGAGGCAGAUAUCAUGGAUGUGAACCAAAUUUUCAAAGAUCUGGCGGUUAUGAUUCAUGACCAGGGCGAUAUCAUAGAUAGCAUAGAGGCUAACGUAGAGAGCUCAGUGGUGCACGUGGAGCAUGGGACGGAGCACCUACAGCGCGCUGCCUACUACCAGAGGAAAUCACGCAAGAGGAUGUGUAUUCUGGCUUUAGUGCUGUCCUUAGUGGUGACUGUCUUCGCCAUUAUUAUUUGGCAAGCUACCAAAUAACGUGAUCACACGUUUGAAUUUGGUGCAGUUUAAGAUAUCCAGUGCUGGCUGGUCGCUGAGUGUUUUUGACCGUGUAUCGAAUAACAAAGAAUUGCUUUUAUUAUUUAUCCAUAUGUACACUUAAUAUUGACAGCAUCUUGCAUGUCCAGUGUUGCUUUUUACAUCAUUAUAGGGCAAGUUGAGUCUUGUGCAUUAUCCAAGUACUAUGCAAUAUAGUAUGAGGGGUGACAGUUCAGUCAGUGAAAAUUCAGUGAGCAAACGUGAAGUCGAGGAAAAUGCAAGCGAACGGAACUGCGAUUUGAUAGAAAUAAAAUUCUAUUAAAACUGCAGGUUUUCUGAAAUAAGCACCACGUUAUUAUGUUUUUCAUUUGGUGGAGGUCAGUUUUUUGCUUUCUUGUAGACCUAUUUAAAAUUAGAUUAAAAGUAAAUUAUUUCUGCUCAGUUUAUGCUUUUCAAUAUCAACUAUUUUACUUGUUGUUUAGCCUUUUUGGUAUUUAUCAAAAUUAUAAUCAUUUGUGAACAACAGAUACAUAUAUUUAGAUUUUUUUCAGAUUUUAUUCAAUUAGAAUUGUUUUUUUUUUUUUUCUUUUUCAAUUAAACUCCAUAGAUUAUAGCAACAGGUGGAAUCAUGAUACUAUAUGGGUGAUGAUUGUGCACAUGUUUGCAGCCCAACAAACAAUGAAAUGUGUUUGCAAAUUCUCUAUUUAUAUUGGUUUCACACAUGGUAGCACAAUCUAUAUAAGAUUAAAGAACUGUCAUGCCUGUGUAAUUUACCCAGUGUAGUUGUCCAGACGAGCAAAUUAAAGCUUGAUCAUCUGUUCUUUAAUGUUAUAUAUGGCUUUAUUUGAAAUCUGUUGUGCAAGGGUACAGAAUGAACAACAGAUAUGUGUCAUUAACCCUAAUGUAAAUUGCUCUAAUAAAGAUGUGGGACAUGUUGUAUAAGUAGUUACUAAUGAUAUUUUUGUCUCAAUCAUACUGUAAAUUCUGAAAGUGGUUUGGUGAUAUUUAUUUUGUAUAAUAGCAUUAUUGUUAUCUUUAAGGAAAUGCAUUUUUUCAACAUGUACGUAACAUAAGUGGCCAUUCAUAUGAGGAAGCUACUGUGGGACUUUCAGAGAAUGUUGGGAAUAAUUUAAUGUAUGUUUGUGCAUUGUGUGUUUGAUCGUUUUCUUUUUCAGUUCAAAAUGAUAUUAAUCUGAGUUCAGUAACUAAAACCUAUAACUACAAUAAUCACUUGAGAUUAGCGUAAACCUGAUAGACUGUGAAUGUCUUAGUUUUUUUUUUUUUAAGGAAAAUAUGAUUUGUUAACAUUACUGAUGUUUUUGAUGAAGUUUAACUUCCAAUGUGUGCAACACACUUGUAACACAAUAACACAGCUUAGAGUUCUUAAGAGUGAAUGUUCUUGUGACUAUUACCAGUCAUAUUUAGUAAAGUAUCACAAUCAGAUUGUAGCUGCAGCUUCUAUCUAAUGAUUUUGAAAAUUAUAUUAAGUUUAUCUAUAUUAAUUUUCUGGGUUUUAUUAAUUUUAUUUUUUAAAGAUCGGCAUGUCGAUUACAGUAAACUAGGGUGGGAAAUGUAAUAUUCAAGCUUUCAUUAUAAUCAAUGUAAUGAUUCCCCUCAGUCUCUCACUUUGCACCGGUCUUUCUGUAUAUAUUAAACAAAUGAGAACUUC
This is a messenger RNA of Silurus meridionalis, 2627 nucleotides long. It is a transcript of the gene stx12l, whose product is annotated as syntaxin 12, like. The record is from RefSeq and is a predicted model, not a curated record. Gene Ontology annotation, molecular function: SNAP receptor activity; SNARE binding. Gene Ontology annotation, biological process: vesicle fusion; intracellular protein transport; vesicle-mediated transport. NCBI's taxonomy places the organism in Eukaryota, Metazoa, Chordata, Actinopteri, Siluriformes, Siluridae. The coding region runs from base 152 to 958 and encodes 268 amino acids. Gene Ontology annotation, cellular component: synaptic vesicle; endomembrane system; SNARE complex. The transcript has 10 exons.